This is a messenger RNA of Gymnogyps californianus (California condor), 3899 nucleotides long. RefSeq names its product solute carrier family 19 member 2 (gene SLC19A2). Gene Ontology annotation, biological process: vitamin transport; transmembrane transport. Gene Ontology annotation, molecular function: vitamin transmembrane transporter activity. Lineage: Eukaryota; Metazoa; Chordata; Aves; Accipitriformes; Cathartidae. The coding region runs from base 1 to 1476 and encodes 491 amino acids. The transcript is spliced from 6 exons. Gene Ontology annotation, cellular component: plasma membrane. The record is from RefSeq and is a predicted model, not a curated record.
AUGGCGGGGCUGCGGGGGGGCCGGCCGGCGCGGCGCUCCGCCCGGGCUGGCGGCGGCGGCGGGUGCUCCUGGGCGCUGCCCACGGGGCUGCUGUGCGCCUACGGCUUCUUCUGCAGCGUGCGGCCCUCGGAGCCCUUCCUCACCCGGUACCUGCUGGUGCCGCACAAAAACCUCUCCGAGACCCAGGUGUUCAACGAGAUUUACCCAGUGUGGACUUACUCCUACCUGGUACUGCUGUUCCCGGUGUUCCUGGCCACGGACUACCUGCGGUACAAGCCUGUGGUCCUGCUGCAGGGCCUGAGCCUCAUCAUCACCUGGUUUAUGCUGCUGUAUGCCCAGGGGCUGCGGGCCAUCCAGUUCCUUGAGUUCUUCUACGGGAUAGGGACGGCCACCGAUAUUGCCUAUUACUCCUACAUCUACAGUGUCGUUGAUGUCAGCCUGUACCAGAAGGUCACCAGCUACUGCCGGAGUGCCACCCUGGUGGGCUACAUGGUGGGCUCGGUGUCCGGGCAGGUCCUUGUGUCGGUGGCAGGAUGGUCCCUCUUCAGCCUGAACGUUAUCUCCUUAACCAGCAUAUCCAUUGCCUUUGGCAUAGCGUGGUUCCUGCCGAUGCCACAAAAAAGCUUUUUCUUUCACCACGUCUCAAGUCAGCAGCUCAGUUGGGAAAUGAAGGUCAUGGACUGUAAAAAUGGAUCUGCUGUCCAAGAUCACCCCGAUGUGCAGAGGGCACCCGGCUGGGAGGAUGAGACGAAAGUUCCCUUAAACGGGGAGGGUGAUUCAACAGAGAAACAGGAGCAGAAAGUAGACAUUAUAAAGGUGCUCAAAGAUCUCUGGCAUGACUUCCUGCAGUGCUACUCCUCCCAGACAAUGCUCUGCUGGUCUGUGUGGUGGGCACUGUCCACCUGCGGCUACUUUCAGGUCAUCAACUACGCUCAGGGCCUGUGGGAGAUGGUGCUGCCUUCUCAUAGCAUGGAGAUCUACAAUGGUGCUGUGGAGGCAGCCUCGACGCUGCUAGGAGCUGUUGCAGUAUUUGUUGUGGGUCACAUAAAAACAUCCUGGGCAAUGUGGGGUGAAGUGGCACUUGCCCUGUUCUCCUUUCUUAUUGCUGCUGCUGUAUAUAUCAUGGACACGGUUCGUAACAUCUGGGUGUGCUAUGCAUCCUAUGUUGUCUUCAGAAUUAUCUACAUGCUGCUAAUCACAAUAGCAACGUUCCAGAUCGCUACAAAUCUCAGUGUGGAGCGGUACGCCCUGGUGUUUGGGGUCAAUACUUUCAUUGCCUUAGCACUUCAGACUCUGCUCACUUUGAUUGUUGUGGAUGCCAGUGGGCUUGGGUUGGACAUCUUCACCCAGUUCAUGAUUUAUGCCUCUUACUUUGCGGCCAUCUCACUGGUGUUCUUGGGCAGUGGCAUAUACAGUAUUAUGAGAGCUUACAGAAGACAAGAGCAGAUGCAAAGCAGAUCUCCUGAAAGCCAGUAGUGCAGCAAGUGAAGACUCUUGGUGGCUACAUAGGAAGAUAUAGGUCUGGUUUUUAAUCUCUGCCUUUUCUUCCCAAGGCAGUCACCUUAACGGUAUUUGAUCCAUAUUUAUACUAUACUAGUAGCACAUUUCAGAAGGUAAAUGUAUUAGCUCUUACGUAAGUAAGAACAAAUAUCUUCUUUCUAAAAUGCCUUUUGUUCUUCUGUUGCAUAUAAGGAACGUGCAGCAAAGAACAGUAAGUUUUCUCAAAGAAUGAAAGCCUUGGGAGGUUUUAGUCUAAGGCUGUGCAUCUGGAGGCUGCCAUUGAAAAUGCAGCUUCAUGAUUGUCUAGUCAGCUGCUACUCUCUGUGUCACUGAGGUGCUGCUGCAGGGCAGAAGUGAGGGCACACUAAUAGACCUCUCUGUGGAGAGCCCCAGGCCUGGGACAGGAGGUGGCCUUAGGCCCGUGCUCUGCAGCGUGGCUCUCGCUGUGGCUGCCCCGUGAUGCUGGAUGCUCUGCUUUGAGGACUAGUACACUUAUGUUUCUGCAUAUCCACAUGCUUCCUUGACUUGCUUGUACUGUUUCUGCUGUUCCUGUCUGUCACCUCUGCUGCCAGAGUUUUACCAUAGCUGAUCAUGGUGCUUCCCCAAAAACUUAACUGUGUCCUGGGGCAACUUGUGACGCUGGUGAAUUGGCUAUCAGGAGUGCUACUUGUGCCAUGAAGGCCUGUGCCCAAGGGACUGUAAAGCUGGAGGUGAAGCUUAGAGGGAGUUGAAGUAGACAAAAUGCUAAUCCAAGGGACCCUUGGACAUCUUUGCCUUGGUCCUUUAGGACUGCAGAUUCCUGCGAUUACAGGAGUCACUGCCUCACAGCCCUGGGGGCUGGGCUAUUUCAGUGGGAUGGCGGAUGUUAGUAUAGCACUGGGAAGGAAGGUGUCUUGCAGGAUUUUAAGCUAUUCUUUGUGAUCUUGGAGAAUUGUGAUUCUAGUGACUUAAAUAGACACCUUCAGUUAUGGUAGUUAGCAGGAUGACUGCCUGAGGCUUUGAAAAAUGCUGAUUUCUGGUCUGUCAGUUUUUCCCCUUAUUUUAAAAUGCCUUUAUGCUUCUGGUGGGUUUCUGUCCACUCGUUCUACCUCUUCUUUCCACCUAAGCGGGACAAUGAAUGUUUGGAGCGGGCAGUUCUUUUAUUUUGUCCAGUCUCAGCAAUUUGGGACUUGCCUCAUACCUGUUUUUUAAAAAUAAUUUAUUUUUUCCAAAUUGCUUCAGCACUGGGAAGGAGUUGCACAGAGUUGUCCUGGGUUUGGGUACCUGGAUACUCAGGCACCAUGACCAGCACAGCAACAGAUAUCUGUAGUAUACUGUGGAAAUGGCCUAUGGACUGCCCCUGUUGCUGUGCAGGUUGUGGUGAGUUUUAAGUGUACAGGAGAACUGGCAAGGGAGAAGAUGCAACACAGUGUGCUUCCCUCCAUGCCUUCUCUGUCUGUGCUGGUUAGAGCUUCUUCCAGUCGGAGCCUGAAGAAGCAGCUUUGGUUCAUUGCUUGCUUUUAGUGCCAUGGAGACUUCACAGCAUUGGGGCUGGGAAGGCAUUUCUCCCCUGGCUGGGACAGGUACAGCCUUUCUCAUCACUUCUGUGAGCCUCAGCCUUUACCAUGCAAGGCGAAUGAUUAAUGUGUCUGGGAUGUGCUACCUGGGGUCUGGGGAGCCCUUCCAGGCCGGCUGUUCAGGGGAACCCACUCCCCAAAGCUUCUCUGUGUUUGCAGCCUGCAUUCUUAAACAACCCCCUAAAGAGGGGCUCAGCUGUACUGGCAUUUACACAUGUAAACUUAACUGCCUUAUCCUGAAAUGGAAACUUGAAGCCACCCAUGUAUAUAUUCCGUUCUUUACUGGGUUUUGUUUUAAAAAAAAAAAUAAAAUGUGAAGCCAUGAGAUGCUAGCUGAUGAGCUGUCCUGGGAAAGGGAUAGUAAGCGUAUAUCCUGUCCUUUGAGUUCUUUGGUCUGAUGGCAGUUGCAGCAAGGCAUGAGGAGUGGGUGUACAGCACUUGUGUCAAGUGACCGAAAGAAGCAGCUCAAUUUUAAUCACAUUUUUCAUACAGAGAACAAAUCUUUGAUGGGGAACAACCCAGUUAUUUAAAAGCAAGUCAGAAAUUAACUAACGAAUUACAGCAAUAACAAUGAUUUUUCUACCAAAGUAAUGAAACUGUGGCAACUGCAAUAGAGAGGCAUGCUACACUGCAUACAUCUUGAGCCCUGUUAAUGUAUGGAAGCCACACCUGGCUGCUGUUGAGGUUCCUGCGCUGUGCUGUUGCUGUGGUGAUGAGGUGACUACAGAGCCUGACUGGAGCUGUAUGCAGAGUUACUGAUGCCUAUGAAAUUCUGUAAACAUGUUGACAUUGUUGGUUUCUAAUUGAAUCGCUAUUUUUGUUAAAUAAAAAUACUCUGAGAUA